Lagopus muta (rock ptarmigan) is the source of this 4618-nucleotide messenger RNA. RefSeq names its product SH2B adaptor protein 2 (gene SH2B2). Lineage: Eukaryota; Metazoa; Chordata; Aves; Galliformes; Phasianidae. The record is from RefSeq and is a predicted model, not a curated record. Bases 297 to 2291 code for a protein of 664 amino acids. Gene Ontology annotation, biological process: antigen receptor-mediated signaling pathway; intracellular signal transduction. The transcript has 9 exons. Gene Ontology annotation, molecular function: transmembrane receptor protein tyrosine kinase adaptor activity. Gene Ontology annotation, cellular component: plasma membrane.
CCCCCCGGCGCUGCCGCAUUCCCCGCAGCGCUGUGCGGCCUUUGGGACCGCUGCUCGGGGCUGUGGGGCUCCGCGGUGCCCCGCGGGUGAGAUCCGCCGCGAUGCAAAGCGCCGCUCUCGCUCCGGUGGGGCUGAGCGCGUCCAACUUUGCCCUCCAGGUCCCUUCUAGAGCCGCGUUCGGCCGUACGGAUCUGUCGCUUUGAGCCAUGCACCUGCGCGGGUGGAAGCGCGCUGCCCCGGGGACACGCUGAGCUGCGCCGGGAGUGGAGCCCGCCGCCAGGUGGAAUGGGGCAGCCAUGAACGGCGAUGCCCUGUGCCAGGAGCCCUCCUCCCCGCUCCCCGACUGGCGUGAGUUCUGCGAGCUGCACGCCCAGGCGGCCGCCGUCGACUUCGCCCAGAAGUUCUGCCAGUUCCUGAAGGAGAACCCGCACUACGACACGCCGGGCGCCGAGGCUUCCUUCUCCCAUCACUUUGCCGCCAACUUCUUGGAUAUCUUCAGCGUGGAGGUCAGCCGGGUGUUCGUCUCCGACUCGCCCACCAAGUACAACAUCGUGCCCUUCGUGGGGCUGCAGAACUGCCACGUGCCCUACGGGCGGGAGGUGGCCCAGCGGAAGGAGGAGACGUCCACCGAGUCCUUGGACAGCAUGGAGGCCCCGCUGGGUGCCGGCCGCUAUCUCAGCCCGGUGCAGCAGGCGCAGGCCCGCAAAGUGUCCUCCUAUGGCCAGUCCCGCAGCUCGGAGGAUGUCUCCGUGCACGCCUCCGCCAAGCCCAAGUUCAAGAAGGGCUUCUCUUUGAGGAACAUGAGCUUGUGCGUGGUGGAUGGCAUGAAGGAGAUGUGGCACCGAAGGUCUUCUCCCGAGCCGGGCGCCGAGGCAGCUCCAGGCACCAGGAGGACCGAGAGGGAGCCGUGGGGCAAGGAGCCCGGUGACCCCCGGGAGAAGUGGACCCACAAGCUGCGUCUGUCCAAGGCACAGUCCUCCAAGGUGGAGCUGGUGGACAUCCAGAGGGAGGGCACGCUGCGCUACAUGGUGGCCGAUGACACGAACUGUGUGGGGAGCUCACAGUGGCAGAAGUGCCGCCUCCUGCUGCGCAAGGCCGUGAAGGUGGAAGGGGAGAGAUUCCUGCUCGAGUUCUACGUCCCUCCCAAGGCUUCCAAGCCCAAGGUGAGCAUCCCACUGUCAGCCAUCAUUGAGGUGCGGACCACCAUGCCUUUGGAGAUGCCUGACAAGGACAACACCUUUGUGCUGAAGGUGGAGAACGGUGCCGAGUACAUCCUGGAGACCAUUGACUCCCUGCAGAAACACUCGUGGGUGGCAGAUAUCCAGGACUGCAUUGACCCUGGGGAUAGCGGGGAUGACAUCGAGUUGGCAUCCUGUGCUCAGGGAGCCUGCCUGCCGGGCCGGGCGUCCUCCUGCAGCUGCGAGUUCCUGGCUGAUGAUGCGCACAGGCUGCCAGAUAGAUGUGCCCUGCCCGGUGCUCACAGUGCCACCACCACUGCUAUGCCCACACCCCAUGGCCGGGGCAGGGACUCCGUGGGGGAGCUGCUGGCCCACGUCCCACUGGAGAGCUUCUUGCAGACACUGGAGUCUGCACCCACAGCCAGCACGCACCUUGCAGGAGAGGACAGCGAAGUGGACACAGAGAUCAACCUCUCUGACUUCCCCUGGUUCCAUGGGACGCUGUCACGGAUCAAGGCGGCUCAGCUGGUGCUGUUCGGCGGUGCCCGGAGCCACGGCCUGUUCGUCAUCCGGCAGAGUGAGACACGGCCAGGGGAGUACGUGCUGACCUUCAACUUCCAGGGGAAAGCCAAGCACCUCCGGCUGUCGCUGAACGAGAGCGGGCAGUGCCACGUGCAGCACCUCUGGUUCCAGAGCAUCUUCGACAUGCUGCGGCACUUCCACACACACCCCAUCCCGCUGGAGUCAGGUGGCGCUGCAGACAUCACGCUUCGGAGCUAUGUGGUGGCCCAGAGCCUGCAGCCUGACACUGGCCCUCCGCCAGCCCUCGUGCCACAGCCGCCGCUCUGCCGCACCGACCCACCACCCCCACACUACUUCUGCAGCACGGCGCCCGCCGCCCCGCCAGUCCCACCACCCACUGAGGGGGUGGCUGUGCCCCCCGCCGUCCCCACGCCCUACCACCGCCUGGAGGGAGCCCUGGGCCCCCGCAGCCGCAGCGACAGCGCUGAGCGCCGGCCGGAGCCUGCUGCCACCGGCACUGAGGACUAUCACGAUGCUGACGGUGCCCGCAGUCGGACCCGGGCAGUGGAGAACCAAUACUCCUUCUACUGAGCCCCUUAGGGGCAGGAUGAUGGGGGGACACGGGGCAACCGUGCCCAUUGCUGCUGCACCAGCCUCACUGCCACCACCAGCACCGGGGCUAGGACAUCCUCCUUGCUCCUGUGUGAUGGCCCAGCUGGACCUGGCAGCACUGAGUGGGUGCGAGGUUGGAAGCAUCAGUGCUGUUUUGAAGCUUGCGGCACCUUCCCUUUCCCUCCUGACCAAGUGUUCUCCCAGCACUGAGGUUUGGGCAUUUUGGGAUGGGGAUGGAAGUGUCCCUGCAGAGCUGUCCUCGUAGGCACAGGUCUGUAUGCCUAUAGGCAUUGUGCCCCAUGCUCAACACAGCUCCAUCCUUGUGCGUCUCUGGGGCACAAGUUUCCCAUGCUCUGCCAGGAGAAGGCUUUUUGUCCAAAGCUUGCUGCAUCUCAUUGGAGGAAGGUCUUUCCCUGCUUUCCUGCCCUUUCUCUUCCUUUGUCCUUUUUCUCCUUGUAGAGACUCCCUGAACGCCUCCUUUCUUCCUCUCCUUUGCUUCUGAAACCUUGAAUUGCCUACAAGGGUAUCAGCAAUCUUCUCCCUCCUUUCCACAGCACUCAUUGCCAUCAUUGAAGGCAAACUUUGGAAAACACAACACCAGCCCCACUCACAUCAGCCCUUACUUGGGGUAUCUCCAGGGGGUCAGACAGAGGCCAGGUGCAGGGCUGGAAGCAAAAUUGCCACCACAGCACACCCCAGGAGUGCAAACACUACAGACCUUCAGUAGAUGCUAUUGAAGAUUUUUAUUUUAUUUUUUUUCUUAUAGAAAUUGAAAAACCCAGAGAGAAUGAAAGGAGUGUGGCUCCUGGUGGAACUGUGUGGCUGUGCAGGUGGAACACAGGGACUGGGUUGGGCUGACAGCAUUGGGAUUUCCCUUGCUCAAGUGCCACCCUGCCCUCACCAGUGCCACGUGGCAGCACCGCUGCCUGCAGGGACCAUGUGCUGUCUCUGCCUUUUAGCAGCAUGGUGGCUUUUGAGCAGACCCCUGCAGCAGAUCUCCAGCAUGAAAAGGAGCUCCCUCCUGCACUGCAGAGACCUGAGAGAGAGCACAGAUGCUGGGGCCAGGCUGCUUGCUGGGAUUGUGUUCUUCAUGUAGGGUAAGAGUCAAGCCACAGCCAAGCUCGAACCCCAGUGAAUUGCCUGAAGAGUUAUUCUGGUGUCUGGUUUUGGUUUGGAUCAGAUUUUUUUUGUUAGGUGCCUUCUUUCCUGAGCUAGCAAAGUGUGUCCCAACUCUGGAGUCGCUUCUCAUCCUUCCUGCGGGCAGGGAUGAUCUUCUACAUCAAGAAGACAGGCUACAAGCCUAUCUUUGAGGCUUGUAGCUUCCUCCAGAGCUGAGAGCUGCCUUCUGGGCUGCUGAGGGCUGGGAGCUCCCACUGUUGCAAACACAAGCCCUCAAUCCCUGCCCUGCCAGUGGCCACCUCCCUAUGCGAAGGCUGGGGCGGUGGGAGUGGAUAUUUCUCCUUGCUCACGUAGGGAGAAGCUGGAUGCUCUGUGUCGCUGGAUUUAACACAAACUCCCUUUACAUACACAGUGAUUGAGUGGGGACCUCCAGAUGUGGCACAGAUGUCACUGCUCUUGUUCUCCCCACAGUCCCCAGGUGGCGGUGGAUGGGAGCACUGCCUUGGAGAACUUCACGUGUUGGCUGAUUUGUCAUCAUCUGCGUCACGGGAUAGGAGAGGGGUGGGGGGAGCAGCGAUCUGCAAACAAACAUGUUCAUUUGUAAAUAGGGAAGAGUCUGGAAGAGUUUACUGUUCUGUAGAAUAAAUUAAUUUUAUUUAAAAAAAAGGAAAAAAAGGGGACUUGUUAAACAAAUGGAGAACUCAAGUUCCAGUUUUAAAAUAAAACCACUUGCAAAAAGGACAGCACAAGAACAUGAGCAUGGAGCUUUGCUGUGUAGAAAGAGAGAGGAUGCUGUCAUGCAGCAUGCAUACAGACCUCGCUGCUGGCCUGAGGCAGCUAUGGUGAGGCACAGGCUGACCAGCAGAGUGGGUCUGGCACACUGAGCAGGGAGGAGGGGGCAUUUUUUAUCACGGUUGAGCAGAGGGAGGUUGAGGACACGUCCAGCCUUUGCAGGGCUGGGUUUCCUCUGCUCUCAGUCUGUCAUUUUCAUUGUCUGGUGUGUUGCCGGUGUAAGUUGAAACGCCUUCAACCCUGGAGCGGAGCAGAUAAAAGUGAAUUAACAGCCCUGGGGAGCAUCUCCUAGCAGCAGUGUUCCCCAUACAUGUUUUCCAACCCCCAUCCCCAAGGGAGGCAGGCAGUGCCUCGUGCUCUGCUGCCGUACAUCUUCCUAGCGUGCUCUUUUCUGC